Thyridium curvatum is the source of this 666-nucleotide messenger RNA. RefSeq lists its product as uncharacterized. The record is from RefSeq and is a predicted model, not a curated record. The transcript is spliced from 3 exons. The coding region runs from base 1 to 666 and encodes 221 amino acids. NCBI's taxonomy places the organism in Eukaryota, Fungi, Ascomycota, Sordariomycetes, Thyridiales, Thyridiaceae.
AUGACUGUCAAUAUCGGGUCUGCUGGCGAAUGGAGCCGCAUCAUCAAGUCGAGCACAGUUGUUGUCGCCGACUUCUAUGCCGACUGGUGCGGGCCCUGCAAGCAGAUUGCGCCGGCGUUCGAAUCCCUCUCGACCAAGUUCUCCAAGCCGGGAAAGAUCACCUUUGUCAAGGUUAAUACCGACAACCAGCAAGACAUCACCAAGCAGUACCGCGUCAGCGCCAUGCCAACAUUCCUUAUCCUCCACAAUGGCGCCGUUAUCGAGACGGUCCAGGGGGCCAAUCCGAUGGCCUUGAACAAUGCUGUUGAGAAAGCCGUCAAGCUUGCGGGGACCUCGGUCCCAGGCGCAGGGUUCGCAACUCCUGGCCGAACUCUAGGCGGCGCCCCCCGUGGCUCUCGUCAAUCCCUUGGCCGGCCUGUUGCAUGGGAUCUGAACAACCUAAUCAACACUAUCGUCACAUUCUUUGGACUCUACGUCACAUCACUUAUUUCUUUGGACCCCUACCAGUCGGCACAGAACUCACGAUACAAUAUCAAAAACCCUCCUCCUUCUGCUGCACCUGGCGGACGUGCCGGAAGUAGCUUCGGGAGCGGUGGCCAACGAGUAGGCGGUCCGGCAGCGCCCAGAUCAUCCUUCCGGACACUCGCAGAUCUUGGUUCAGAGUGA